This is a messenger RNA of Polyodon spathula (Mississippi paddlefish), 2161 nucleotides long. Its product is annotated as SNW domain-containing protein 1-like. Gene Ontology annotation, cellular component: spliceosomal complex. Bases 128 to 1771 code for a protein of 547 amino acids. The record is from RefSeq and is a predicted model, not a curated record. The transcript is spliced from 15 exons. Gene Ontology annotation, biological process: mRNA splicing, via spliceosome. Lineage: Eukaryota; Metazoa; Chordata; Actinopteri; Acipenseriformes; Polyodontidae.
AUUUUAAGCAGCCCUCUCAGUUGUCACACACGUAUAUAAGACACGCAUGCUUGGACAGAACAUUUACAUUUCGUGUGCUAUCCUGUUAAAAGCAUUAUAGACGUCUGUGGCGACGUAAUUACAGCGUAUGACGUCAGACGCAAAGUUCUGGAGAAAGAAGAUGUCGCUAACGAGCUUUUUACCUGCCCCAACUCAGCUUUCCCAGGACCAGCUGGAAGCUGAAGAAAGGUCCCAGUCACAAAGGUCCAGGUCAACCGCACUGGUAUCAUCGCGUAGAGAACCACCUCCCUAUGGCUUUAGAAAGAGCUGGAUUCCAAGGUCACUGGAGGACUUUGGAGAUGGCGGUGCUUUUCCAGAGAUUCACAUUGCACAAUACCCGCUGGAAAUGGGAAGAAAAAAGAAGACUUCCAAUGCUUUGGCAGUUCAAGUGGAUGCAGAAGGGAAGGUCAAAUAUGAUGCCAUUGCUCGGCAAGGACAGGGAAAAGACAAGGUUAUUUACAGUAAGUUCACAGAUUUGCUUCCUAAGGAAGUUGCGAAUGAAGAUGAUCCAGGCCUUCAGAGACCAGAUGAAGAAGCUGUUCAAGAGUUGACAGAAAAGACUAGAUCUGCUCUUGAUAAACAAGUUUCACAGAAGAUUGCAGCAGCCAUGCCUGUGCGUGCAGCAGAUAAGCAGGCCCCUGCUCAGUAUAUUAGGUACACCCCAUCCCAGCAAGGAGUUGCAUUUAAUUCUGGAGCCAAGCAAAGGGUUAUUCGAAUGGUGGAAAUGCAGAAAGAUCCGAUGGAACCACCACGAUUUAAGAUCAAUAAGAAAAUCCCCCGUGGACCUCCAUCUCCACCUGCACCAGUCCUGCAUUCACCCAGCAGAAAGAUGACGGUGAAGGAACAGCAAGAGUGGAAGAUUCCACCAUGCAUUUCAAACUGGAAAAAUGCAAAGGGUUACACAAUUCCAUUAGACAAACGUCUAGCAGCUGAUGGCCGGGGACUGCAGACAGUUCAUAUCAAUGAGAACUUUGCAAAGCUUGCAGAGGCACUCUACAUUGCAGACAGGAAGGCUCGUGAAGCUGUCGAGAUGCGUGCCCAGGUAGAAAAAAAAAUGGCUCAGAAGGAGAAAGAGAAGAAGGAGGAGAAGCUCAGGGAACUGGCCCAAAUGGCAAGAGACCGAAGAGCUGGCAUCAAAGGCCAUGGUGACAAAGUUGCAGAGGAUGGAGAGGCUAGAGAGCGUGAUGAAAUCAGACAUGACAGAAGGAAAGAGAGACAGCAUGACAGAAAUAUAUCUAGAGCAGCUCCAGAUAAAAGGUCAAAGCUACAAAGGGACCAGGACAGAGAUGUCAGUGAACUCAUUGCGCUUGGUCAACCCAAUCCUCGCACUUCUAAUGAGGCACAGUAUGAUCAGCGACUUUUCAAUCAAAGCAAGGGUAUGGAUAGUGGUUUUGCUGGUGGAGAGGAUGAGGUUUAUAAUGUGUAUGACCAGCCUUGGAAAAGUGGCAGGGAUAUGGCCCAGAACAUCUACAGACCCAGUAAGAAUACUGACAAAGAUAUGUAUGGAGACAAUCUGGACACACUCAUGCAAAAUAACAGAUUUGUGCCUGACAAGGAGUUCUCUGGCACUGAUCGCAGACAGCGCAGAGAUGGCCCGGUUCAGUUUGAGGAGGAUCCAUUUGGUCUGGAUAAGUUCUUGGAGGAAGCCAAGCAGCAUGGUGGCUCAAAGCGGCCAUCAGAUAGUGGACGUUCAAAGGAUUAUGACCAUGAUAAGAAACGAAGAAAGGAGUGAAAAUACUUCUGGUCUCCUAUAAGAAUCGGUUUUUAAAGACCUGAGCCUAACUUUUAUACAAAGUCUGGAAUUCAUUUAAUGGUUUACUGUAUUUUUAAAGCAAUUGCUCCAGCUUUAACCCACAUUAAGGACAGACAGGGUGAUCUAAAAUAAGAAUAAUAUGAUUGCAUAGGUUUACAUUCCUGUAAUGUUUUAUAUCAGUUAACUGGUCAUUUCAAAUUGCAGACAUUCUAUUAGUGAGCUUUGUAAUAUAUAUUUUUUUUCUAGGUCUACCUGUUUUCUGCUGUAACCUUUGAACAUGUAUAGUAUGGAAUACCUGAUGAGGUUUUUUUUUUCCAAAAGGUAUUUGUACAGUUAAUGCCAUACAACAAAAUAAAUGUUUGUAUUUUU